AUGUUCUCUUCGUCUAGCAUUCUUCUCCUCUGCUUUGGAUGGCUAGCCCACGCGGCCACAGUCACAUACGACUUCAACAUCACUUGGGUCACCGCCAACCCUGAUGGCCUUCUCAACCGACCGCUCAUCGGAAUCAAUGGCCAAUGGCCUGUACCAUACAUCACUGCAACUGUGGGAGACCGCGUUGUGGUCAAUGUACUCAACCAACUCGGCAACGAGUCCACGAGUCUGCACUUCCAUGGUAUUUACCAGAAUGGGUCUACGGAAAUGGAUGGUGUUACCGGCGUGAGCCAGUGUCCCAUUCAACCAGGAGGAUCGUUCACAUACAACUUCACGAUUGAUCAGCCAGGUACAUACUGGUAUCACUCACACGAGACUGCCCAGUAUCCUGAUGGUCUUCGUGGACCGUUGAUCGUCAAUGAUCCCAAUUCUCCUUACAAGGGGCAGUACGAUGAGGAGAUGGUGUUGACCGUGUCAGACUGGUAUCACGACGAAAUACCGAAGCUCAUGAAGAGUUUUAUCAGUGUGACCAACCCAACGGGGGCUGAGCCAAUACCAAAAUCUGCCCUCAUGAAUGACACCUACAACCUCACAACGCCAAUCGAGCCUGGAAAGACUUACAUGUUCCGCAUUAUCAACGUAGGCGCCUUUGCCGGUCAAUACUUCUGGUUCGAAGGCCACACUAUGACGAUCGUGGAAGUUGACGGCAUCUAUACCGAGGCUGCCGAAGCCGACUUGAUCUAUAUCACUGCAGCACAGCGUUACAGCGUUCUCGUCACAAUGAAGAACGAUACCUCUACCAACUACGCCUACGUUGGAAGCAUGGAUCAGAGUUUGUUCGACACGGUUCCUGCAUCCCUCAAUCCAAACGGCACUGGCUGGCUCGUCUACGACGAUACAGCACCUUUGCCCGCGCCUGCUCUUCUUGACACAUUCAACGAGUUCGACGACUUCACGCUAAUUCCAACAGACGGUGAAGAGCUCCUCGGCCCAGUCGACUACUCUUUCAACCUUGACCUGAAGAUGGACAACCUAGGGGACGGAGCCAACUAUGCAUUCUUCAACGAUAUAACCUAUGUCCGCCCCAAAGUCCCAACCCUCUACACUGCUCUCUCCGCUGGCGACCUCGCGAACAACGCCACCAUCUAUGGCAUCAACUCCAAUCCCUACAUCCUAGAGCAUAACGACGUUAUAGAGAUCAUCCUCAACAACAACGACACAGGCAAACACCCCUUCCAUCUCCACGGCCACGCUUUCCAAGCCGCCGCACGCUCAGACAAAGAUGCCGGUAAAUACGUUGGAAACGAGACGUUCGCAGCGGUGCCAAUGAGGCGGGAUACUUUUAUGGUGCGGCCGAUGGGAAACAUCGUCCUAAGGUUCAGAGCGGACAAUCCUGAUACGUCUCCCUUCCCCUGCCCCUUCCCAUCUCCUAUCAAUCCCCCAGCUAACCCGAGACCUUGCACGCAUCUGGUUCUUCCACUGCCACAUCGAAUGGCACCUCGCCUCCGGCCUCAUCGCCACCAUGAUCGAAGCCCCCGCCCUCCUCCAAACCACCCUAUCCAUCCCUCCCUCCCACCUCGACGUCUGCACCGCCCAGAACAUCCCCACCGUCGGCAACGCGGCCGGCAACACCGUCGACCCGCUCGACCUGACCGGCGCCCCGGAGCCCCCCCGCCCCCUGCCGGCCGGGUUCACGGCCAAGGGCAUCGUGGCCUUGGUCUGCAGCUGUCUGAGCGCUUUUGCGGGCAUCGCCGUCAUUUCUUGGUUGGUGCUCCUUCCUUCCCUCCUCCUUACAUUGUUCCGGACUGCGGGGUGCUGAUGGCGGUGCGGUGUGUUAGGUACGGCGCGGGUGAGAUCGGCAAGCAGGUGCCGAGCAAAGGGACCGAGGAGGCUGUCGCGGCUGCGGGGGUCGAAGAUGAGAUUGGUGGCGAUGUCGUUGGGGAGUGA
Letharia columbiana is the source of this 1947-nucleotide messenger RNA. RefSeq lists its product as uncharacterized. Gene Ontology annotation, biological process: cellular response to iron ion starvation; reductive iron assimilation. Lineage: Eukaryota; Fungi; Ascomycota; Lecanoromycetes; Lecanorales; Parmeliaceae. The record is from RefSeq and is a predicted model, not a curated record. Gene Ontology annotation, cellular component: high-affinity iron permease complex. The transcript has 4 exons. Bases 1 to 1947 code for a protein of 648 amino acids. Gene Ontology annotation, molecular function: copper ion binding; ferroxidase activity.